AUGAUUCUGUCAACAGAAUUAUUUCGAAGGCCGGCCGAGGAGACCACUGGUUUCCGCUCUCGACUCCGAAAGGCAAACCCGUUGAAGGUCGUUUCUUCUCGAAACUCCCGCAAGAAAGCUCAACAGAACCGAGUGUCUAUUGUCAUGCCCACUGCUGGACACUCAGCCGUAUCGACUUCCCGCAACGACCAUGUUGCUGAAACUACCGUCUCCGCUCAACCUAGUGCGUCAGGAGGACAACUUCCACCUGCCUGGUCUUCUUAG
Oikopleura dioica is the source of this 264-nucleotide messenger RNA. Lineage: Eukaryota; Metazoa; Chordata; Appendicularia; Copelata; Oikopleuridae. The record is from the annotation of a GenBank genome assembly.